UACAAGAAGCUACAGUCCUCCAGAAGCUACUGCAUUCACAGAGUCGUAAUGGAUACAGCUGGGAAAGUUAUUAAAUGCAAAGCUGCAGUGUUGUGGGGGCCACGUCAGCCAUUCAAGAUUGAAGAGAUUGAAGUCGCACCUCCAAAGACCCAUGAAGUCCGCAUAAAGAUAGUUGCAACUGGAAUAUGCCGAUCAGAUGACCAUGUAAAGGAAGGAUUAAUGAAAGACAGAAAGUAUCCAGUCAUUUUGGGUCAUGAAGGUGCCGGUAUAGUAGAGAGUGUUGGGGAUGGAGUAACUACUGUCAAGCCGGGAGACAAAGUAAUACCGUUGUUUGUUCCUUACUGUGGAAAAUGCAGAGGCUGUGUUGAGCCUAAAAGUAACCUUUGUUGCAGAUCUGACAUUGGCAAGCCUACUGGACUGAUGCCAGAUAACACCAGCAGAUUUACCUGUAAGGGGGAACUGCUUUAUAAUUUCAUUAAUACCAGCACAUUUACUGAAUAUACUGUAGUGGACGAAUCAUCGGUGGUCAAAAUACAUGAUGAUGCACCCCUGGAAAAAGUAUGCUUGAUCGGAUGUGGCUUUUCCACAGGAUAUGGAUCUGCGGUUAAUUUGGCUAAGGUUGAGCCUGGCUCUACAUGUGCUGUAUUUGGUUUGGGUGGCAUCGGCCUUUCUGUAAUUAUAGGAUGUAAAAUAGCAGGAGCUUCCAGAAUUAUUGCAAUAGAUGUAAACAGCAAAAAAUUUGAAAAGGCUAAAGAGCUUGGAGCCACUGAAUGUGUCAACCCAAAGGACUAUGAAAAUCCCAUUCACGAGGUGAUAACGAAUAUGACUAAUGGUGGAGUUCAUUAUUCUUUUGAAUGCAUUGGAAACACUGAUAUCAUGGUUUCUGCAUUACUCUCAAGCCACGUAAGUUGUGGCACUGCUGUUAUUGUUGGAGUGUCUCCUUCACUAUCAACAAUCUCAUUUACACCAAGGUUGCUCCUCACUGGACGAACAUUGAAAGGAGGCCUAUUUGGAGGAUUUAAGAGCAAGGAAAGUGUUCCUCAACUAGUAAUAGAUCUGAUGGCUGAGAAGUUCAAAGUGGAUGGUUUAUUAUCUCACAAAUUGCCAUUUAAUGAAAUAAAUAAAGGUUUUGAACUGUUGCAUAAAGGCGAAAGCAUUCGUACAGUGCUGAAGUUCUGAAACUCUGCAGUGUCCAGCAGAAAGGCUCGUUGUUGAUCCAAGAAGAAAGCAUUUCCCUUCCCCAUCCCAAAAGAGUAAAAUAUGUGCAGCUGGAUACUGGAACAGUACACAAGACACAUAUGUAUUCGAUUUUUGUUUUAAAUCUGGAUUUUUAAUUGGUGCACACGUCAUAAUAAUUAAUAAUAAAUGUCUGACAAAUGUAGCAAAUACUGCAAACUGCCCGCAAGCAACAUUUUCAAGGCACAGCCUAUAGCAAGAGUUUACUUUUGUGAAGCAACCCAUCUACUUUUGUUGUAACAUUCUCAAAAAAUAGUAUGUAUAUAUAAUUUCCCCUUGUCGCUGGCUGUAGAGACCACAUCAUGCUUCACACAUGUUUGCCCAUAGAUACAUCCAUAGAAAUCUAUUCACUGUUGCAUUUCUUUUACAUUAUAACAUACACUGUGCUAUAAGCACCUUAUUUGCAGUAUAUAGUGGGUAAUUUACUAUCAGAUAUACACCAGUUUUAUCAAGUAGAUCUGUCACUGAUUGCAGCACAAAGAAUAUUUGCUCUGCAAUCUGUGACUUUUCCCCGCUCAAUUCAGGUGUAAAAGGGGGAGUGGGCAACUGUUUUAGGCCUCUUUCACACUGGCGUGCG
Molecule: messenger RNA, 1813 nt
Organism: Bufo bufo (common toad)
Lineage: Eukaryota; Metazoa; Chordata; Amphibia; Anura; Bufonidae
Product: alcohol dehydrogenase 1-like
Exons: 9
Coding region: 49-1179 (376 amino acids)
Biological process (GO): retinol metabolic process; retinoic acid metabolic process
Cellular component (GO): cytosol
Molecular function (GO): all-trans-retinol dehydrogenase (NAD+) activity; zinc ion binding
Source: RefSeq, a predicted model, not a curated record